Messenger RNA from Cyclocybe aegerita, 531 nucleotides. The record is from the annotation of a GenBank genome assembly. Lineage: Eukaryota; Fungi; Basidiomycota; Agaricomycetes; Agaricales; Hemipholiotaceae.
AUGUCCGAGUCCUCUACCUUCACCACUGCGGUAGUACCUGAAGGUUCUCUCCAUCUACUCUUCAUCCCUUCCUCUCUCACAUGGAACGUCCCUACAUGUACAGGCGAAGGAGUUGCUCCAAUGGCAGAGACCGUGCAGUAUUACAACUCCUACUCUGACGCAUCCAUCGCGUCUUGCGCAUUUGUAGACUCGGGGAAGGACAAAAUUGAUAAGACCAAGUUGGUCACGUACACCAGCCGCCUCGCCGCAAGCCCCGCAUAUCAGAAGGUCGUCGGCGUCGGCCUCAAAACGGCCGCGGGCUCCAUCGUGCCCUACGUCCGGCUCGACAUGGACAACACCGGCAAGGGCAUCCAUUUCAACGCGACUAAACUCUCCGACAGUUCCGCCAAGCUCGCCGCGGUGCUCAAGACGACGGUGUCCAUGACCGAGGCACAGCGAACUCAACUCUACAUGGAGUAUAUCAAGGGCAUCGAGAAUCGGAGUGCGCAGUUUAUUUGGGACUGGUGGAGGACGGGCAAGGCUCCGGCGUGA